Messenger RNA from Lactuca sativa (garden lettuce), 1961 nucleotides. Its product is annotated as Major facilitator superfamily protein. The record is from RefSeq and is a predicted model, not a curated record. Gene Ontology annotation, molecular function: transmembrane transporter activity. Gene Ontology annotation, biological process: transmembrane transport; oligopeptide transport. NCBI's taxonomy places the organism in Eukaryota, Viridiplantae, Streptophyta, Magnoliopsida, Asterales, Asteraceae. Gene Ontology annotation, cellular component: membrane.
GCCGAUUAACAUAAUUAUCUGUCGACAGAACAUAAUAUUCUCACUACAAGUUAUAACCUUUUGGGCUAUAUAAGGAGAGGUUCUUCUAUGAAACAGAAGUAGGUUUUCUUUUCGGACUUCAAUCCUCUUUCAGGAAAGAUCAUGGAGGGUAAGGUGGGUUUGACCGUAGUUGACGCUGUAGAUUACAAGGGUUUACCUGCUGAUAGGGCGAAAACUGGUGGUUGGGUGCCUGCUUCUCUCAUCCUAGGAAUCGAAAUAUGCGAGAGGCUUUCCACGAUGGGAAUCGCAGUAAACCUGGUGACAUAUUUGGGUGGAACCAUGCAUCUCUCCAGCUCAGCUUCAGCCAACGUCGUCACCGAUUUCAUGGGCACGUCUUUCCUAUUGUGCCUUCUUGGUGGCUUUUUAGCUGACACUUUUCUUGGAAGAUACAAAACUAUUGUCAUUUUUGCCUCUAUUCAAACUCUUGGUACGUGUGCGUUGGCAUUGUCGACCAAGAUACCACAGCUCAGGCCACCACCAUGCCACUCUCUUGAAAACUGCAAACAAGCAAGUGGUUUACAAAUGGGGAUCUUGUAUCUUGCUUUGUAUCUUAUAGCCGUUGGUACGGGUGGUCUGAAAUCAAGUGUUUCUGGAUUUGGAACAGACCAGUUUGACGAAAAGAAUGAAGAGGAAAAGAUCCAAAUGGCUUAUUUCUUUAAUAGGUUUUUCUUCUUUAUAAGUUUGGGAACGUUAAUGGCAGUUACAGUGCUCGUGUACAUACAAGAUGAAGUUGGUAGAAGUUGGGCUUACGGAAUUUGCUCAGUCUCAAUGUUCACGGCGAUUUUGGUGAUCGUGUCUGGGACUAAAAGGUAUCGAUACAAAAAAAGUGCAGGAAGUCCUAUUGUUCAGAUUUUUCAAGUGAUUGUUGCUGCUCUAAAGAAGAGAAAGAUGGAUCUUCCUUAUGAUUCAGGCUUGUUAUACGAAAAUUCGCCUGAGGUUUCAAGAAUCAAACACACGAAUCAGUUUCGUUGCUUAGACAAGGCAGCAAUAGUAGCAGAAGGCGACUUUGAGAAAAAUUCUUCGAGUUCUUGGAAUCCAUGGAAGCUAUGUACGGUGACAAGGGUGGAGGAAGUGAAGAUGAUGGUGAGGUUACUGCCAAUAUGGGCGACGACGAUUCUUUUUUGGACUACUUAUGCUCAAAUGAUUACCUUUUCCGUCGAGCAAGCUGCCACCAUGAGAAGAACUGUCGGAGGUUUCCAAAUCCCUGCCGGAUCGCUCACUGUCUUCUUCGUCGCUGCAAUCUUGCUCAGCUGCGCGGUGUACGAUUCUCUGAUUAUCCCAAUUUGGAAGAAAUGGAAAGGAACACCGGGGUUCACUGAUUUACAAAGAAUUGGGUUGGGUCUUGCUCUCUCAGCGCUAGGAAUGGCGGCAGCGUCGUUGGGCGAGGUGAAAAGAUUAUCGGUGGCGAGGCGGCACCCCACUCAGACGACGGAGCCGCUUCCUAUCAGCGUCUUCAUCCUGAUCCCACAGUUCUUCUUCGUGGGGUCCGGUGAGGCGUUUAUUUACACCGGCCAGCUUGAUUUUUUUAUCACUAGAUCACCAAAAGGGAUGAAAACGAUGAGCACUGGUCUGUUUCUAACAACGCUGUCACUGGGUUUUUUCUUGAGCAGUCUCUUGGUGACUGUGGUGAAGAAUGUCACCGGAAACAAUGGUGAAGGUGGGUGGCUCGCCAACAACAUUAAUAAUGGAAGGCUUGAUCUCUUCUAUGGAUUAGUGGCGGCUUUGAGCGGCUUAAAUUUUGCAAUUUAUCUUGUAUGUGCAGCUUGGUACAAGAAAGACAAAGGUAAAUCGACAGAUGUCGUUGAAAUGGAGAAUUGUUAGACUUUUGAAAGUGGCAUCUCAAUUAAGAUUUGUGUGCAGAUUUUAUUUUCUUGUUGGCAAUGUACACAAAGAAAAUACGAAUAAAAAGUGUGUUUUCUUAA